Molecule: messenger RNA, 2243 nt
Organism: Ziziphus jujuba (common jujube)
Lineage: Eukaryota; Viridiplantae; Streptophyta; Magnoliopsida; Rosales; Rhamnaceae
Product: ankyrin repeat-containing protein BDA1-like
Exons: 3
Coding region: 448-2022 (524 amino acids)
Molecular function (GO): protein binding
Source: RefSeq, a predicted model, not a curated record
UAAUGAUAAGCCUUUAUAAGUUUAAAGUUUUAAUUAAGAAAAUUGACAAGAGUAAAUGAUUAAAACACACACAAACACACACAGUGACACAAGAUCCAACUAAACUAGAAAGACAAGAGAAAUAUGUUUGGAACAAAAUUUCAAAGGUGGAGAUGCAAAGAAGAUGACGGUGGAUUAUGAUGUCAGCUAUGACGUUCCUGCAAUAAUGAGGACGAUGCAUGCAAAACGUGCUUCUACAGAAUAAGAAACUUUAUCUACAUAUAAUAAUAUCAUCAGCAAUAAUGCAUCCAGUUUAUUUAAUCAUUAAGCAUAUUUGUACUCUCUACCCAAAUUAAUAUUUAUAUAUAUUUAUCUGGAAUAUAAAAUUGGGCACAUUGCCUGUUGUCCAAGCCCCGGAUUGCGAGAAUUCAGCUAUGAAGCUAGCAUUCUAAUUAAGGGCAAAAAACAAUGGAAGUAAGACGUGACGAAGAUGAUAGAAUGGUAAGACUCUACAAAGCGUCAACCGAAGGAUGUGUAGCCACCUUGAAUGCAUUGAUAGAGGAAGACCCUUUAACUCUAAGCAAGAUAUCAGUUAAUCCUUUUGGUGAAACUCCUCUUCACAUAUCAGCUUCGCUUGGUCACUUGAGUUUCACCAAACAACUUGUGUCUCGCAAGCCAAAACUUGCUGAGGAGUUGGAUUUGCUCAAACGAUCACCUCUUCACUUGGCUUCCGCGGAAGGCCACCGCAAGAUAGUGGAGACAUUAGUACAAGCGAACAAAGGUAUGUGCUUAGUUGGAGAUGAAGACGGGAAAAUCCCUCUUCAUUAUGCAGCCAUGAGAGGACGUGUUGAAGUAAUUGAAAUGCUUAUUAGCGCGGAACCAAAUUCAAUACAAGAGAAGCCUAAUGAAGGAGAAACAGUUCUUCACUUAUGUGUUCAAUAUAACCAGUUGGAGGCCCUGAAAGUGUUGGUUCGAUCAGUUGACAAUGAUAAUAAUAACGAGUUCCUCAACUCCAAAGACCAGAAAUGUGGCAACACCAUUUUGCACUUGGCUGUAAUGCUAAAGCAAAUUGAGACCAUAAAAUACUUGCUAUCGAUACCUGAAGUGAAAGCCGGGGCGGCUGAUAUGGUGAACCAGAGAGGUUUAACAGCAAUUGACAUGGCAGAGCACCUUCCAAAAGACUUGAAAAGCUUCAAAGUCCAGAAUAUUCUUCUGAAGGAUAUUCAUCAUGUUCAUGUUGGUGGAGGUCUUCUCCAAAGACGACAAAAGCAACAACAACAACAACAACAACAACAACCAGCUGUAGUAGAAACGGCAGUAACUGGUAUGCAAGUUGAGAAAAAAUCAAUAUCAUCAUCAGCAAAAGCAAAAGCAAAAGCAAAAGCAAGCAGCAGCUGGAGUUGGAACAAAUUGAAACGGUUCAUGAAAUACGAGGGUGAUAAUUGGUUGAAAGAUAGAAAUAGCGGGCUCAUGGUGGCGGCUACUGUGAUCGCAACAAUGGCAUUCCAAAUUGCUGUUAACCCUCCCGGUGGUGUCUGGGGCGAAGAUAAAGAAGGCGGCAACCCUGAUUAUUGCACGGAAAGCGAUAAAUGUCUUGCCGGAACCGCCGUGUUAGGCUAUCCCAUCUGGGGUUCUGAUCGAUAUCUUUCACUCGUAUAUUAUAAUGCCUGGGCUUUCCUUACAUCCUUGAGCGUAAUACUAUUGCUCAUCAGCGGAAUACCUCUGGAGUAUAAGUUUUGCAUGUGGCUUUUGACAGUAGCCAUGUGUCUUACUCUUACUUUUCUCACGCUUACCUUCAGAGAAGCUGUAUGGUUGUUAACACCCGCUGCUAUUCUACAAGAUGUAGAUUCUCUGUUACGUUUAUUUUUUCGUUUAUGGGUUUAUUUGCUCGGGAUCGUUGCGUCCGUCCGCACACUUCGCUUUCUCUUUGUUAUAGUAACCAAGUUGUACAAGUUCGUUCGCAAGCUCUUCAUCGCCAACCGUUCACGCUUUGUUAAUCAAGAUACCCUACAAGUCCAAGUGAUGACGCCGCCAAAUGUGUAACGCACAAUUGGACUUGUACGGUAUCACAAGGCAGUCUCUGUGCAUUCCUAGCUCUAUGUUUAUCACCUCUUUAGUUAGGUGUCUGUAGCUAUAGGGUGAAUUAAGUAAUGUAUCAUAAUAUCUUGUGUUAAUUUAGUUCAUAAGCCCAGCAGCUUUAAUUAUUAUUCCUCUCUAAUUAAGCUGUCAUAUUGUAAAAUCUUGUGCCUAUAAUUAUUAAGUCA